AAGUGAAUGGGAGAGCCUGGCUUAUCCUUGCUGCUGUCAUCGAGGCGGCCGGUAUUUUUAGGGGACUGCGGCAGCUGCAAAAGCACUUAUCGGUCUUCCACGAACAAUGACACUCAGGGUGUCUAACGGCAGAACGCCACACAGAUUGCGGGGACCGCUCUGAAGUUGUAGCUGUUCGGAACGAAAACAGAAGUUCGGCUCCGAAACACAAAGUUGUUCAAGAUUUAAAGAAACAUGUACUGGCAAAGCACGUGGGACACUUGACCUGGAUUUAUUUCACACCGCAUGCCAGAGCGGGGCGUCGGUAGGCCCGGCCGUUGGAGACAAGCAACGUUGAUUUCUUAGCUUGAAGACAAUUUCUGCGUGUGCGGAAUGUAUGUUGACGUUGUCGUUCCAGGACUCCGAAGCGAGAUACUUGUACUGCGCAGUCCGAGACAGUCCCGCCCCAGCAUUGGCAGUGAGCGACUGAGCUGCUGAGUAGAGGCUGGCCCUGCAGCAGACAUGGACGUGUUUGGCGGAGCGCCCCGCUUCCUGGCCUACCCCAGGCCGGUGGUGGUCCAGAGCGGCACCGACGCCGUUCUGAAGUGCCAGAUCGGCGGAGACCCCCGGCCCGCCGUGAUCUGGGAGAGCAACAACAUUAAGAUCGACACACAGGGGCGGUACCGCGUGUUUGAGGACGGCAACGUCUACAACCUCAUCAUCUCCUCUGUGACAUCCGAGGACAGCGGGCAGUACAUCUGCAAGGCCAAGAACAGUAUCGGGGAGACGUAUGCGGCCGCCACGCUCAAGGUGGAGGGCGAGGCCCAGGAGCUGGAGGUCAGGGAGGAGAACAAGCCUCGUUUCCUCAUCAAGCCCCUCUCCACCCGUGUGGGCCGCGGGGACGAUGCUGUCUUCUCCUGCAAGCUGUGGGGGAACCCGAGGCCCGACGUGGUCUGGGAGAAGGACGGACGGAAGCUCCACGAGAUCUUCGAGAGCACGCACUUCAGCGUGGGGUGCCAGGACGGCGGCUGGUUCCAGUUGAAGAUCUUCAAGACGCGUGCCCCCGACGGCGGGGUGUACACGUGCAAGGCCCGGAAUGAGUUUGGCGAGGGGCUGGCGGGUGCAGUGUUGCUGGUGGAUGCCGGCCCGGGGCAGGGGGACGAUGGGAAUCGAAACGGGUACAACAACAGCCACUGGAAGGCCCAACAGGGCAAGCAGAGGAGUGGCAGGCUGAUGUCCAAUAGACUCAGAGACGACGGCAUGACUAAGUCCACCAAAGUAAAGAUGUUUGCGGUGACUGAGGGCAAGCAUGCCAAGUUUCGCUGCUUUGUGACGGGAAAACCCAAACCGGAGAUUAUAUGGAGGAAGGACGGUCGGCUCAUUCUCUCGGGGAGACGCUACUUGUGCUAUGAGGAUAGAGAGGGAUAUUUCACUCUGAAGGUGCUGUACUGUAAGCAGAAGGACAAUGGAGUUUAUGUUUGCGCUGCGUCCAACACUGCGGGACAAACACUCAGCGCUGUACAUUUGACUGUGAAAGAGCCUCCGGUGAGGUUCAAGCAGCCGCUGAUCGACCUGGAGGUGUGGGAGAGGGACCUGGCCGUGCUGGAGUGCGAGGUCCCUGAGGAUUCGGUCCCCAUCACCUGGUACCUGGAAGACCGCCGGCUCCAGCCCGGUGCGAAGUACGGCAUGGAGGAAUGGGGCACCAAGAGGCGGCUCACCAUCCGAGACAUCGGCGUGGACGACGACGGGAUCUACCUCUGUGAGAUGCCCGACGGGGGCCGGAGCAUCGCGGAGGUGGCUGUGAAAGGCACUAUUGUCCGGAAACUGCCGAGGAAGGUGGAUGUCCUGGAGGGAGAAAACGCUGCAUUUUGUGUUGAGGUGGAGGAGGAGGAGAUGGACAUCCACUGGUAUAAGGAGGGAGUGGAAUUGCGAGAGACGCACCAGACCAUCCUCAAAUCAUUCGGUCGCACUCAUAUCCUGGUAUUCGUCAACACUAAUCCUCAGGAUUCUGGACUGGUCAUGUUCUUCGUGGGCAGGUCCAAAACUUCGUCUCAGCUCAGAGUGAAAGCUGCCAAACACUCCCCUCCAAGCUGUCCUGUGAGCGUUCAGAUCAACACAGAGCGAGCCAAUGCCGCUCUGCUCUCUUGGGUUCCCGCCCAGGACUCACGAAAGAACCCCCCGUCAGGCUAUGUCCUAGAGCGGCAGGAGGUGGGGACGGGCUCCCAGGAGUGGCUCCAGUGUCUGACCACAGACUCCGCCACCUCCGUAGAGAUCCUAGGGGACAGCGUUCCCUGCGAGGCAGACUACCGCUUCCGAAUCUGCAGCGUCAACAAGUACGGAAAGAGCAACAACGUGGAGUUUCCCCGAGCGGUUCACUUAGUCCCUGUGGCCAGGAUACAGGCUCCUCUGCAGGAUGCCUUGGUGCCAGAGGGGCAGGACGCCUGCUUCACCAUCGAGCUCUCUGCCUCAGUGAUUGGCACGUGGUUCUUGAACGGCACUCAGCUGCAGGACGACGAACGAUACACAACGAGGCGGUCUCGAACGCACCAGUCGCUACGCAUCAGGGGUGUACGAGAAACAGACAACGGGGCUGAAAUCACAUUCAUAGCAUACAGCAUUAGGGAUUCUGCCGCAUUAUACAUUCAAGCUCCUCUGGUGAAGUUCUCCCCACUAUCAGAAAUGGACCGUAAUAAGUUUAUAGAAGAGGGGAACCCUAUUGUGCUGUACUGUGAGCUGUCAGACCCUGCGGCCCCAGUGCACUGGUACAAGAAUGGGGUGGAGCUACAAACAACCGAGGGCCUUCACAUCCAAUCAGAAGGCACAAUGAGGCGGAUUGUCAUCCAAUCUGCAGAGUUUUCACACUCUGGAGUCUAUUGCUGCGACGCCAUCGAUGAUGUCAUCAGAUUCAAUGUGGAAGUAGAGGCCCCGCCUGUGAAGUUCACACCACUCCCAGACGAGAAGAGAGAAAGGGCCAUCCAUACUGGCUCCCGGAUGGAGCUCCAGUGUGAGCUCUCAGACCUUUCAGCCACAGUGCACUGGUACAAGGAUGGCUCCAAGCUCCUGCCUCAGAGCGGAGUAGAGAUGCUCAGUGAUGGCUUGUCUCGGAUGUUGGUAGUCGACGUGGCAGACUUUAUUCACUCUGGGUUAUACAGCUGCAAGACUAAAGGUGAUGCCAUCACGUUCAACGUGGACGUCACAGUGCCACCAGUGAAGUUCUCAGCGAUUCCAGAACCACUAAGGAAUAAGACCAUUGAGGCCGGCUGCCCCAUUGUACUGCAGUGUGUGGUCUCGGACCCAGAGGCCCAGGUCUGCUGGUAUAAGGGUCCAACGCAGCUUCUUUCAAACGCUGAAAUAGAAAUCCAAUCGGAAGGCCACACAAGGUCUUUAGUUAUCCAGUUCGCCGAACCUGGACAUUCUGGUGUUUACAGCUGCGCCUCCGAGGACGAUACCAUGGAGUUUCGAGUGGAGAUCAGAGCUAUACCGGUGAAGUUCUCGACUAGUUUUGAUGUUGAGCAAACCAAGGCGUUUGAAGUGGGUGCGGCAUUUGAACUGGAGUGCGAGGUCACCGAGCCAACCGCUGAGGUGUGCUGGUACAAAGAUGGCCACCAGCUCUGCCCACAGAAUGGCUGGGACAUUAACUCUGACAGCUCCUUUAGGAGGCUCAUUGUCCAAUCAGCUGAGCUAUUUCAUGCGGGGCGGUACAGCUGUGAGACCUCUGAUGACACUAUCCAGUUCACUGUGGAUGUCAAAGCUCCAAUGUUGCCAUUGUUAUCGUCACCGGAGGUUGAGGAAAGCAAUUUGAUUGAGGUGACCUGUCCCUUGGAACUGCAAGGUCAAUGGUCAGACUCUGCAGUCCCGGUGUUGGGGCCGCAGGACGAAGAGCAGGACCAAACAAGCCAACCUGGCUUUGAAACUGGAGGCUUCAAGCAGACCCUCGUAAUCGAACCGACCCACUCUUCCAAAUCUGGAGCCUACUAUUGUGCAACAGCAGACGAUGUUGCCAAGUUAAUUGUUCAAAACGAAGUUGAGAAGACCAAACCUAUUGAAGCACAGAGCCCCAUCGUUCGGCAGUUCGAGAUCUCAGACCCAGUUGCCAAAGCCUGUUGGUACAAGGAUGGAACACAGAUCUACCCACAAAACAACAGCCAAUCAGAAACUGCCAAACAGACUAUGUUCCUCCCUUCAGAUGGCUUAUUCUGUGAGAAGAAGUCUGGCUGUGAGAGAAAAGCAGAAGUGCAGUUUAAUGUGGACAAAAAAGCAUAUCAGUGUCACUCUGGUGACGACAGUGUUGCAGUAUCUGAUGAGUCUCACGAAAGCACUAUGGACACAAAAGCUAUACCUCCCAGACACUCGCCGGACCAAGCUACAGAGCCAAGGAAGUCCAUUGAAGUGGCUAACUCAACAGAAGACGAAACCAUCUUGCAGAAGCCAAACUCUUGGGUCUCCCGAAAGAUAGGAGAGCCUUGUAAAUAUAUAAAGCAUUCCGGGCCAACUCCAGCUCUUAAUCCAACAAGUCAAGGUUAUGAUGAGCAGAUUCCAGUAUGUUCAGAAGUGCCUUCCAGCAGCCGACAAGCGACAACUGUUGAUGAUGUGGAUUGCCCUGAAUCAACGUAUGCAGUGAUGGUCGGAUCUGGUGCAAACCAGCACUGUAUACAGACUACAGAAGUCCAAAUUGAGAAUCUCCGACGCAAUACACAGUAUUCACCAGCUCCUCUAGAAAAUGUGACAACUUCAACGCACACAGUGACUGUCCAAGCACAUAAGUAUUGUGCCGCACUGCAAACUGCAACCGUCCAAGCAGAGGAACCCGACAGUGCCCAAGAGUGUACAGCUUUCAAAUCCCAGGAAAUCUGCAAGUCCUCGAAGAUGAAAUAUAUCCAAUCAAAGAAACUUUGUCGCUCCUCAAAGACAGAAAAGCUCCAAUCAGUAGGGCUGUCUAAAUGCUUCCAGGCUGAAACUAUUCAAUCGGAGGGAGUGUCUCGGGGCUUACAAGCUGAAAAGAGGCAAUCACAUGGACUUUCUAGUUGCUUACAAGCUGAAACUAUCCAAUCAGUGGGACUGUCUCAGUGCUUAGCAGCAGAAACUAUCCAAUCACAGGGACUGUCUAGUUGCUUCCAGGUUGAAACUGUUGAAUCAGUGGGAGUGUCAAGCUGCUUUGAGACAGAGAGUCACCAACUGGUGGAGCAGUCUAGUUGCUUACAGGCUGAAACGGUUCAAUCUGUGGGACUUUCAAGCUGCUCAAAGACUGAAGGUCACAAAUCAGUGGAGCUGUCUGGUUCCUUACAGACCCAAACUAUCCAAGAAAAGGAAAAUUCCAAACAGAUUGCAACUGUCCUAUCAGAUGGGCUAUCUGGCUGCUUACAGACUAAAACCCUCCAAUUAAAUGACCCAUGUGACUCUAUAAAGUCUGCAACUGUCCAAUCAGAGGAGGUCAGCAACUCAUUCAGCAGCACUGUCCAAUCAGCCCCUCCGGUGAGAAUCAAAGCGGCAGUUUGUGAGACUGAGAGGAACCAGUCAUGUGAGGUAUCGGAUCCUUGCGCAGGAGUGUCUUGGUACAAGGAUGGGCUAAAGCUGCUUGACCUGAAUGGGCAGGCGAUGGGUGGUUCGGAGGGUUCUGUACGAAGUCUCUCUGUUGAAUCAGCGCUCCCGUACCACGCAGCUCCUCCUGUGAAGUUUUCAGCCAUGUCUGAAGCUGAUCAGACACAAACAGUCAUGGUGGGCUGUCCCAUUGCUCUACUCUGUGAGCUCUCUGACCCCACUGGGCAAGUUCACUGGUCCAAAGAUGGAGCAAAACUUAUACCUCCAUCUGGAGUUGACAUCCAGUCGGAUGGAAAUAUCAGGAAACUGACGAUCCAGUCGGCCCAGAGGUCUCAUUCUGGAGUAUACCAAUGUGAGACUAAGGAUGAUGCCAUCCAGUUCAGCGUGGACGUGAAAGCUCUGCCUUUGAAGUUCUGUGAACUUCCAGAGGACGAGAGAAGCAAGUCAGUGAAAGAGGGUUCACCUCUGGUUCUUCGAUGUGAGCUCUGUCAGGACACAACAGCUGAGGUCUUCUGGUCCAGGGAUGGAACCCAGCUGCUCCCGGGUGACAUAGACAUACAGUCAGAUGGCCUAGUGAAGAAAUUGUGCAUCCAUUCUGUGGAUAGAACCCAUGCUGGCAUCUACCAAUGUUCAACGGCAGGUGACUCAAUCACCAUCACGGUGGAAAUCAAAGGCUGCUCACAGAGAAUCAAGCCAAUCCCGAUGUCAGAAAAAUUCAAGGCCCUUUCGGUCGGCUCUCCUGUAGUGCUCCAGUGUGAGCUUCAAGACCCAGUUGCCCAGGUCUCAUGGUGCAAAGAUGGCGUGGAGCUUUAUUCGAAAACGGGUCUCGAUAUGAAAAGAAAUGGCCACGUCCGGAAGCUAGUGAUUAAUUCCGCUAAGGCCUCUGACUCUGGCCUCUACAGCUGUUGUCUUUCACUCGAUGUUGUGACAUUCCAAGUGGAGGUCCAAGACCCCGCAGCUGAGGUCAAUAGGUACAAAGAUGUCGUUCAGCCACUUCCUCUGAGUAACUUCGACGUCCAAUCAAAUGAUGAGUUGAGAUCAAUGAACAUCCAAUCAGCAGAAGCCAGACACAGGGGCCUUUACAGCUGUGAAGAGAUGAACGAUAUCCAUAUAGAAUCCAAGGUGGAUGUUGCAGCUCCCGUCUGGUCGUCAAUGGCCCCAGAGGUUGGGAGAUGCCUCGCGGCAGCAGAGCCCAUCUCCCAGCAGAGAGAGACGGCACAUCUCAAAAGCCGUGCCCACUUGUCCAAUGAGGACAGAGUGAAUCCCCUGCCAAAGUGUGUGACUAUCAGCCAAUCAGAGGACAGAAAGAGGACAGUGGUUACGCAACCGGCCACCAGCGUGGGUUCAUUCUCCGGGGUGUGCAAUCUUAAAACAGAUGAUGUUUCAGAUUUCAACGAUUGCUAUGUGGAGGUGAAAGUGCAUCCGGUAACUUUCGUAAACAGCCCAGAGGAGGAGCGUUUCAAAAGCGUUGUGGAGCAGGACCAGCUGGUUCUAGCAUGCGAGGUGUCACAGGCGGACGCCCCGGUCCAGUGGUACAUGGAUGGAGUAGAACUCCAAGCGUGUGACAACGUUACAAUGAGAUCAGCUGACACAGCCAGAACUCUGAGUAUCCGUAGCGCCCGGCUGUCGGACACAGGGACGUACACGUGCAGAGCUGGAGACAGCGCUUUAAUCUUCAAGGUUAACAUACGAGAGCCCCCGGUGACGAUAGUUUACCCCAAAGAAGACGUCCAUCUAGACCGCCAUGUGCCAGAGGAAAUCAUACUUAGCUGUGAGCUGUCGCGCCCAAACGGUGUGGUUAACUGGUACAAGGAUGGCCAGAAGUUGCAGGAGAGUGAAAACAUCAAGCUCAAAGUGGAAGGCCCCUACCGAAGACUUAAGCUCAUUUGCAGUAGAGUUGAGGACUCUGGGGAGUAUGUCUGUGACACAGCAGACGAUUCCAUAUUCUUUCACCUUAAAAUCACAGAACCGCCCGUUCGCAUCGUGUCUCCCAGCCAGUCCCAGAUGGAGCUGUGCCAGCAGACGUCCGAGAGGAUGGUGCUGAGCUGCGAGAUAUCGCGGGCCAACGCGUUGGUGCGCUGGUACCGAGAUGGGCUGGAGGUGGAGGAGAACAAGAACCUGAUCCUGGAGGUGGACGGCAUCUACCGCAGACUCAUCAUCCCCGAGACCAGCGUCCAGGACUCAGCAGAGUAUGUAUGCGACACGGCGGAUGACUCGGUCACGUUCUUCGUUAACAUAGCAGAGCCCCCCGUUCGCUUCAUGCGUCCGAGGAAGAUGGCGAGCGUUGUGGAGAGAUUCGCCGGCGAGGCGAUGGUGCUGGAUUGCGAGGUGUCCCGCGCCAACGCUGAGGUCACCUGGAAGAGGAACGGGGAGGAGGUGGAGGACUCAAGAAAGGUGACCAUCCUGGAGGACGUGGUUCUUCGCCAGCUCACCGUCCACUGCCUCAGCCUGGAGGACGCUGGCCAGUACAUCUGCGAUGCAAAGGACGACGUCAUGGACUUCCAAGUCAAGGUCAAAGAGCUUCCUGUUAGAAUCCUGGGAAAGACAGACGCAACCGCUGAGAAGAAGUUCCUGGUGUCCGACGACAUCAUCUUGGUGUGCGAGCUGUCGCAGGCCAACGCGUCCGUCAGCUGGUACAAGGACAGCGUGCUGAUUGACAACGACACACGCUUCUGCUGCGAGGAGCAAGGAGCAUUCCGGUCGCUAGUGGUGCUCAGUGCCGAGCUGGAGGACUCUGGAGAGUAUAGCUGUGAUGCUGGAGACGACAAGAUGUUGUUUUGUAUCACCGUCAAAGAGCCCCCUGUGCAGAUCAUUGGGAACUCCGGAACGCCAGAGCAGCACAUUCUUGUGGCCGGAGAUGACCUUAUCUUGGAGUGCGAGGUCUCGCGCCCCAACUGCCCUGUCCAGUGGCUGUGGAACAGCAAACUGUUGAAAUCUGACGACCGUAUCAAAAUCGACAGCUGUGACGUUGUACGCAGACUGGUUCUCUCUGGGCUCCAACCCUCUGACUCGGGGAAAUACAUCUGCGACGCCAUAGACGACAAAAUGAUCACGUUGGUCGAAGUCCAGCAGCCACCAGUCAAGUUUGUGAACAAGCAGCCAAACAACAACAUCUCUGCCUGUGAAAACGAGUGUGUCUCGCUGUGUGCCAUUGUGAGCCAAGAAAGAGCUAAUGUGCGGUGGCUGAAAGAUGGCCGCCUGCUAAACGAAGACAACGUUCAUAUUUCCAUUGACGGCGCCAACCACAAUCUCACCAUUAACCCCCUGAAGCUCAGCAACGCUGGAGUGUACGUCUGCGAUGCGAACACCGAUGAGAUGAGUUUCACUGUCAUUGUUAAAGAGAUGAAGGCAACCUUUAGCCUUCCUCUGGAGAACAUAACAGGACUAAAGGGCAGCAUGCUUACGUUACGAUGUGAGCUCAGCAAGCCUAAAGGAGAUGUCCAGUGGCUUAAGAACGGCCAGGAGAUCUCCCCAAGCCGCCGACACACAAUAAGGGCACAGGGGCGCGAGAGAAGCUUCGCCAUCCAUCAGCUGGCAGAUGAGGAUGCUGGGGAGUACACCUGCGAGUCCACCGAUGACAGGACCUCCACCGUCGUCACCGUAGAAACCCCUCGUACUGUAGAGUUCAUCGCCGAGCUCCACAACAUCACGGUGCGCGAGGGCGAGGACGCCACCUUCAAGUGUGUGGUCUCGCCCGAGGACACCCACCUGACGUGGUGCCUCAACGGAGAGCGGGUCCACCAGGACGACAGGUUGACCGUCAUAAGCAACGGUCUCUGUCACACCUUAUGCAUCAAGAAGUGCAGAGUAUCAGACAGCGCCAGGGUGACCGCCGAUGCAGAGGGGCUGGCGGUGUCCCAGGCCAACCUCCAGGUUCAAGAGCAACAGGUGCUCUUCACCAAAAGCAUGGCGCCUCUCACUGCCGAGGAGUUUGGCGAGGCGACGCUGGAGGUGGAAGUGAGCCUGGACUCCGGGGAGGUGCAGUGGAUGAGGCAGGGGGUGCUGCUGCACCCUGGGGCCAAGUACAGCCUGAAACGGAAGGGGCGCAAGCACACCCUGACGGUCCACAAGCUGGCUGUCGCCGACCGGGGCAUCUACAGCUGCGAGUCACUCCACGAUCGCACGCAAGCCCAGCUCACUGUGGAGCCGAGAAAAGUCACCAUCAAUACGGGUUUGAAGGACAUCCGGACCACCGAGAGAGAGACGGCCUCGUUUGAGGUGGUUCUGUCCCACGCCGACGUCCCCGGCUCAUGGCUGAGGAACGGCGUCCAGCUGAAGCCCACCAAACACUGGCGCAUCAGCACCAAAGGUCACGUCCACAGCCUGACAGUGUCCAACCUGGCCGUUGAGGACACCGGCAGCUUCUCCUUCUGCGUGGAGAACCUCAGGACCUCCGCGAGGCUCGUCGUCAGGGAACCACCGGUGACGUUCCUCAGACAUCUGGAUGACCAGAAGUUUCCAGAAGGUUCAGUGGUGUCGAUUGAAUGUGAACUGUCGCGACACAACGUGGACGUUCGGUGGAUGAAGAAUGGAGCCGAGGUAAAGCCAGGGAAGGACCAGCGUAUCUUUGCAAUGGGGAGAAAACGUUUCCUGCAGAUCAUGAAAGGUGUUGUGGGUGAUUCUGCCCAGUACACAUGUGACGCAGCGGACACCUCUACUUCCUGCACAAUCGAAAUCUAUGAGCGAGAGGUGCUGGUGGUGCAGGGACUACAGGACCAGGACAUCCAGGAGGACCAGAACGCUGUGUUUGUGUGCGAUCUUUCGGUGGAGGACGUCCCAGGGGAGUGGUACAGAAACGGGGACAGGAUCCAACCCACCAGCAGCAUAAAGAUACGUCAGGAAGGGACCAAACAUUUCCUGCUGAUGGUGAAUGUGCGAGGAGAGGACUCUGGAGAGAUCAAGUUUGUGGCCAGACAUGUUGAAUCUGUGGCCUCCCUGAAGGUGGAAGAGCUCCCGGUGAACAUCGUGAACCCCCUGCAGGACCAGACGGCGGUGGAGCGCAGCCGCGUGCUGCUGGACUGCACCGUGUCCAACCCGCGCUGCAGCAUCCGCUGGUACAAGGGCCCAACGGUCAUCCUGCCCUCGGAACGCUUCGAGAUCUGCAGCGAGGGCUGCUACCGCAAGCUCAUCAUCCAGCCGGUGGAGCUGCGGGACCAGGGCACCUACAGCGUGCAGGUGGGCGAGUACAGCUGCUCCGCCCACCUCACCGUCGAGGCCCAGUCCGUAGUGAUGGUGAGGCCCCUGGAAGACGUAGAGGUGGGGGCCCCUGGUGACGCCUGCUUCCAGUGUGAGAUCUUCCCAUCCGGUUGCUGCGGGCCCCCGGUGUGGAGCCUGAGGGGGGAGCAGCUGCAGCCCAGCGCCACCGUGUUCCUGGAGAAGAUGGGCCCCAUCCACAGACUGACCCUCAGGGAGACGGCCCCCGACAUGAGCGGGGAGGUGGGCUUCACGCUGGGCCCCACCUGCAGCACCGCCAAGCUCACCGUGCGGCAGGUGAUCCCUGAUUGA
Molecule: messenger RNA, 11022 nt
Organism: Gadus morhua (Atlantic cod)
Lineage: Eukaryota; Metazoa; Chordata; Actinopteri; Gadiformes; Gadidae
Product: obscurin-like protein 1
Molecular function (GO): protein binding
Source: RefSeq, a predicted model, not a curated record